AUGAUUCAUGUGGGUGUGGGACAUUCGCAAAGCCUCUCAACUGUGGAAGCAGCGGAGCGCGCAACACUGAUGGCAAUGGGAAACGCAGGUAUCGCCAAAGCCGACCUUGCCAUUGUAUUUGCAACCAUCAACUAUCAAACGGAAUAUGAGGACUUGUACAAAGCGGUUCAAUCGAACUCCAAUUGUGAUGAACUCGUCGGAUGUAGUGGGAUGAGCGUCCUGACUUCAGCAGGAGAGUUUGAGGAAGAACCGGCUCUCGCAGUCAUGGUUAUCCGUAGCGAGCAACUUUCAGCAGUAUCGUUUAGCGCGCGAGGCACGGCAUCUGAAGUGGGCGAGCAGAUACAAAAAGACAUUCAGUCUGGACUCGCAGAACUCGUGACGCAUAUUGGUAGCGAUGGGACCGCGCUUCCUGUCGUGGGUGCCGCUGUUUCUGGUGAUGCAACAGGGGCACAGAUGUAUCAUUGGAAAGGAGAAGAGGCAACAGAAGGUGGGCUGACGGGUAUCCUCUUAACUGGUGAUUUCGACACAGAGAUCGGCGUUGCCCAAGGAUGUCAACCCAUCGGUAAACCGCGCGAGAUCACAAGAGCGGAGGGGCGCGUUAUUUUUGAAUUAGAUGGUGAACCCGCAUUGGAGAACUUUAAAGGGACCUUGCAACUGCUAACCCAAGACGAUAUUCGUCGCUCAGGUGGCACGGUUUUCGUCGGUAUCGCAAUGGAUCCUGAAAACAAAAAUCCGAUCCGGGGUGAUUUUCUGAUUCGUAAUCUUGUCGGUAUUAAUGAGGAGCAUGCUGCACUGGCUGUAUCCGAGGAGGUAACGGAAGGACAAUUGGUGCAGUUCCAUCUACGGAAUCCAAACGCCGCCGCAGAAGAAAUACAGGCGAUUCUCACACAAUUAGCGGAGAAAACACGUCAACAUCCACCCGCAUUCGGACUCUAUUUCAACUGCUUAGGUCGUGGUAAGGGGCUAUAUGGCACAGCAAAUCACGACAUCAGUGUUAUCCAAGAGAAGUUUCCAGGACUUCCCGUUAUCGGAUUUUUCGGGAAUUCGGAGUUCGCACCGAUCGGUGGACGCAACUUCUCGCAUGCCUAUACAGGAAUCGAGGGACCCGCCUGUGAUGCAGCGGGGAACCUAUACGCUGUUAACUAUGAACGGCAGCACACUAUCGGCAAGGUGACACCCGAUGGCACUGCCAGCGUUUUUGUUGAACUUCCAACCGGUAGCAUCGGCAACGGUAUCCGCUUCAACAGCGAAGGUUUUAUGUUCAUUGCUGACUACACGAACCACAAUAUCCUCAAGGUGGAUAUGGACACACGGAACAUCACUGUCCAUGCGCACGAAGCAACAAUGAAUCAACCCAACGAUAUCGCCAUCGGUGCGAACGAUAUCCUCUAUGCGAGUGAUCCAAAUUGGGGCGCGUCAACCGGGCAAAUCUGGAGAGUGGACACAGAUGGAGAGGUAACACUACUGGAAGCAGAUAUGGGAACCACAAACGGCAUCGAAUUCCCCGAUUUCGGUAUGGAUGGAAUGCGAUGCGAUAUUGAAGGCAACCUUUAUGUCACCCGCCACGGCAAAGGCACAGUCGCGAAACUCUCACCGGCAGGUGAAUUUGGCGGCGGCCCCAAGUGGGUUGAUGGUAAAUUCGGAAAGGCUCUUGAAUUCAGCGCGUCCAGCGAUUUUGUCGCUGUUGAGGACGACGCGGUUUUCCAUAUUGAAGACGAAAUCACACAAGCCGCAUGGGAUUAA
Molecule: messenger RNA, 1743 nt
Organism: Geodia barretti
Lineage: Eukaryota; Metazoa; Porifera; Demospongiae; Tetractinellida; Geodiidae
Source: the annotation of a GenBank genome assembly